Molecule: messenger RNA, 10278 nt
Organism: Antechinus flavipes (yellow-footed antechinus)
Lineage: Eukaryota; Metazoa; Chordata; Mammalia; Dasyuromorphia; Dasyuridae
Gene: PIKFYVE
Product: phosphoinositide kinase, FYVE-type zinc finger containing
Exons: 42
Coding region: 198-6503 (2101 amino acids)
Biological process (GO): intracellular signal transduction; phosphatidylinositol metabolic process
Molecular function (GO): ATP binding; 1-phosphatidylinositol-3-phosphate 5-kinase activity; metal ion binding
Source: RefSeq, a predicted model, not a curated record
GCGGGACCUGGGAGGGAAACGAGAAGCCGCAUCAACCAUGUAAGCACUGCUUCCUGCCGCCGUCGCCGGUUGCUGCCGAGGGCCCCUGCACCGCUUUGGUGGUGCCUUACUGUCCCCUCCCCAAGCCUUAACUAGAGAGAUUGGGGAGGUGGUCGCGGUCUGAGGGGCGCGGGAGAGAGAAGGAGCAGACACAUGAAAUGGCCACAGAUGACAAGACAUCGCCAACAUUGGACUCUUCUAAUGAUCUGCCUCGGUCUCCUACCAGUCCCUCUCAUCUCACACACUUCAAGCCUUUGACUCCAGAUCAAGAUGAACCUCCUUUUAAAUCAGCCUAUAGCUCUUUUGUAAAUCUUUUUCGAUUCAGUAAAGAGAGACCAGAAGGUGGACAGGGAGAUCAGCAGUCUCUGGGUGGAAGUUGGGCUAGUCCUCAACAUUCUUCAAGAACACAAUCUGUGAGAUCUCCCGUAGCCUAUAAAAAGCAGCUAAAUGAGGAUUUACAUCGUCGAUCAUCUACUAUCUUAGACACUAGAAGGAAAGCAGAAGCUGUUGUGGGAGGCCAUGAUCCUCGAACAGCUGUCCAGCUUCGAAGUCUCAGCACAGUAUUGAAGCGUCUUAAGGAAAUCAUGGAGGGGAAAAGCCAGGAUAGUGACCUGAAGCAGUACUGGAUGCCCGAUAGUCAAUGUAAAGAAUGUUAUGACUGUAGUGAGAAGUUUACUACCUUUAGGCGUAGACACCAUUGCCGGCUAUGUGGUCAAAUCUUCUGUAGUCGAUGCUGUAAUCAAGAAAUCCCUGGAAAAUUUAUGGGCUAUACAGGGGAUCUUCGAGCUUGCACUUAUUGUCGAAAAAUAGCUUUAAGUUAUGCUCAUUCAACAGAUAGUAAUUCCAUUGGGGAAGAUUUGAAUGCUCUCUCAGAUUCUGCUUCUUCUGUUUCUAUACUUGAUCCCAUUGAACCACGAACACCUGUUGGUAGUCGAAAAGCGAGCCGCAAUAUAUUUCUAGAGGAGGAUUUAGCCUGGCAAAGUUUGAUUCAUCCAGACUCCUCAAGUACUACUCUCUCAACAAGACUUGUGUCUGUUCAAGAAGAUGCUGGAAAAUCUCCUGCUCGAAAUAGAUCAGCCAGUAUUACUAACCUGUCAUUGGAUCGGUCCGGUUCUCCCAUGGUUCCCUCCUAUGAGACAUCUGUCAGUCCCCAGGCUAACCGAACAUAUGUGAAAACAGAGACCAGUGAUGAUGAGCGCAAAAUUCUUCUGGACUCUGUUCAGUUAAAGGACUUGUGGAAGAAAAUCUGCCAUCAUAGUACUGGAAUGGAGUUUCAAGAUCACCGCUAUUGGCUGAGAACUCACCCCAACUGUAUUGUAGGAAAGGAAUUGGUCAAUUGGUUAAUUCGAAAUGGACAUGUAACCACAAGAGCUCAGGCCAUAGCAAUUGGACAAGCAAUGGUUGAUGGACGUUGGCUAGACUGUGUCAGUCACCAUGAUCAGAUCUUCAGAGAUGAAUAUGCCUUAUAUAGACCACUACAGAGCACAGACUUUUCCGAGACACCUUCUCCAGACAGCGAUUCAGUAAACUCUGUUGAGGGACACUCUGAACCAUCGUGGUUUAAAGAUAUCAAGUUUGAUGACAGUGACACGGAACAGAUUGCUGAAGAAGGGGAAGAGAACUUAGCUAAUUCUGCCAGUCCUAGCAAGCGUACAUCAGUCAGCAGCUUCCAGUCCACAAUGGACAGUGACUCAGCCGCUUCUAUCAGCCUGAACGUGGAGCUGGACAACGUGAACUUCCAUAUCAAGAAGCCCUCCAAGUACCCACAUGUGCCCCCUCACCCUGCUGACCAAAAAGAGUAUUUGAUUUCUGACAAUGGAGGACAACAAAUCUCAAUAAGUGACGCCUUCAUUAAAGAGUCCCUGUUCAACCGGCGAGUAGAAGAGAAAUCCAAAGAGGUGCUUUUUACACCUUUAGGUUGGCAUCAUAGCAAUCUGGAGCUUCUGAGGGAGGAAAAUGGGGAGAAACAAGCUAUGGAGAGAUUACUUUCAGCUAAUCAUAACCACAUGAUGGCACUACUUCAACAAUUACUCUAUAAUGACUCAUUAUCACCAUCCUGGAGAGAUAUCAUUGUGCCAGUGGUCUGCCAAGUGGUUCAGACUGUUCGACCUGAUGUCAAAAAUAGGGAUGAUGACAUGGAUAUCCGUCAGUUUGUCCACAUCAAAAAAAUUCCAGGUGGAAAGAAGUUUGAUUCUAUGGUUGUCAAUGGCUUUGUGUGUACCAAGAAUAUUGCACAUAAAAAGAUGAAUUCUUCUAUUAAAAAUCCUAAAAUCCUUUUAUUGAAGUGUUCCAUUGAAUAUCUCUAUAGAGAAGAAACCAAAUUUACAUGCAUCGACCCAAUUGUUCUUCAGGAAAGAGAAUUCUUGAAGAAUUAUGUACAGCGGAUAGUCGAUGUUCGGCCUACUUUGGUUCUGGUUGAAAAAACUGUGUCUCGAAUUGCCCAAGAUAUGUUGCUGGAACAUGGUAUUACUUUAGUUAUUAAUGUAAAACCGCAAGUUUUAGAUCGAAUAAGUCGGAUGACCCAAGGUGACCUAGUGAUGUCAAUGGAUCAGUUGCUCACAAAGCCACACUUAGGAACUUGUCAUAAAUUUUACAUGCAGAUAUUUCAGCUCCCUAAUGAUCAAUCAAAAACACUAAUGUUCUUUGAAGGCUGUCCACAGCACCUGGGCUGUACCAUCAAAUUGAGAGGUGGCUCUGAUUAUGAGCUAGCAAGAGUGAAGGAAAUCCUUAUAUUCAUGAUCUGUGUGGCUUACCAUUCACAACUGGAAAUCUCUUUCCUUAUGGAUGAAUUUGCCAUGCCUCCAACCUUAACAAAAAAUAGUUCAUUGCAUUCUCUAAUUGAAGAUCAGGCAAAUGAUGGUGGUCAGCAGGACCAAUUUAGUGGGAGCCCCCUUUCUAGGGAGGCUGACUUUCUUCCUGACAAAUUGCCCAUAAUAUCUGAGUCUUUAUCUUCUGAUGAUAGUAAUCAGUUGGAAUCAAGGACCCUGUUUGAGAAGGACAGUGAAAGUGUUCCACAGGACAGUGCCUCUUUGAAACAUCAGGAGCAUUUCACAACACCUGGACCAUCAGUGAUACCUCCUUUUUUUCCAUCAGUACCAGAAGCAUUGUUGCCUAUUCACAUUGAAGAGCAAGAUGAUGCUUUUGAUAAUGAAUCGGAGGCCGUAUCUCAAAGAGAUAAGAUACAGGAGCCCAAAAAUCAGAUGAGAGUCUUCAGAGACCCUCUCCAGGAUGACACAGGAUUUUAUGUUGCGGAAGAAGUGACAUCUUCUGAAGAUAGGCUCAAGACUUAUUCUUUAGCCUUCAAGCAAGAACUUAAAGAUGUUAUCCUUUGUAUCUCUCCAGUAAUCACAUUCCGGGAACCCUUCCUCCUAACUGAAAAAGGCAUGAAGUGCCCUACACGGGACUAUUUCCCAGAGCAAGUUUAUUUGUCUCCUUUACUCAACAAAGAAUUAAAGGAGCUAGAGAGCAGAAGAAAGAAACAACUUUUAAGAGAUCUUUCUGGACUUCAGGGUAUGAAUGGAAGUGUUCAAGCAAAGCCUAUCCAAGUAUUACCAUCCCAUGAGUUGGUGAGCACCAGAAUUACUGAACAUUUGGGUGAGAGUCAGAGCUUGGGUAGAAUGUUGGCAGAUUACCGGGCAAGAGGAGGACGGAUACAGCAGAAAAAUGCAGACCCUUUCGUUCAGUCAAAGGAUGCAUCAGAUAAUUCUGGUGGACGAUCUGGAAGCAAAACUGAAGGAGAUGAAGAUAGAGUUCCAAGUCAUAGCGAUGCAAUAUGGUCCACAAAGGUGGACUGUCUGAGUGCUGUCAACCACCAAAGGCUUUGUGUGCUUUUUAGUAGUUCCUCUGCCCAGUCCAGCAAUGCUCCUAGUGCAUGUGUUAGUCCUUGGAUUGUGACCAUGGAAUUUUAUGGGAAGAAUGAUCUCACUUUAGGAAUAUUUUUAGAAAGGUAUUGUUUCAGGCCUUCUUACCAUUGUCCCAGCAUGUUUUGUGAUACUCCUAUGGUACAUCAUAUUCGUCGAUUUGUGCAUGGGCAAGGUUGUGUCCAGAUUAUACUUAAAGAAUUGGAUUCUCCAGUGCCUGGAUAUCAACACACAAUUCUUACCUAUUCCUGGUGUAGAAUCUGCAAACAGGUAACACCAGUUGUUGCUCUUUCCAAUGAUUCCUGGUCAAUGUCAUUUGCAAAAUACCUUGAGCUUAGAUUUUAUGGACAUCAGUAUACUCGGAGAGCUAAUGUUGAACCAUGUGGUCACUCUAUUCACCAUGAUUAUCAUCAGUAUUUCUCCUAUAAUCAAAUGGUGGCUUCCUUCAGUUAUUCUCCCAUCCGGCUUCUUGAAGUAUGUGUUCCAUUUCCCAAAAUAUAUAUCAAACGUCAGGCCCCCUUAAAACUGUCCAUUCUUCAGGAUCUUAAGGACUUCUUUCAGAAAGUAUCACAGGUAUAUCUUGCUGUUGAUGAACGACUUGCCUCCUUGAAAACUGACACGUUUAGCAAAACAAGAGAGGAAAAGAUGGAAGACAUCUUUGCACAAAAAGAGAUGGAGGAAGGUGAGUUCAAGAACUGGAUUGAAAAAAUGCAAGCAAGACUGAUGACCUCCUCAAUAGAAACCCCCCAACAGCUACAGUCAGUCUUUGAGUCUCUAAUUGCUAAGAAACAAAGUCUUUGUGAAAUGUUACAAGCCUGGAAUAACAGAUUACAGGAUCUUUUCCAACAGGAAAAAGGUAGGAAACGGCCCUCUGUUCCUCCAAGCCCUGGAAGAAUGAGACAAGGAGAAGAUAGUAAGAUAAGUGCAAUGGAUGCAUCUCCACGCAAUGUUUCUCCUGGACUUCAGAAUGGAGAAAAAGAGGAUCGAUUCUUAACAACCUUAUCAAGUCAGAGUUCCACGAAUUCCACGCAUCUCCAAUUGCCUACUCCUCCUGAAGUCCUGUCUGAGCAAUUGAUGGGAGGGUCUUCUGAAGCAGAUACAAUUAGUAAUUCAGAAGAUGUAUUUGAUGGACAUUUAUUGGGAUCUACAGACAGCCAAGUAAAAGAAAAAUCAACAAUGAAGGCUAUCUUUGCAAAUUUGCUUCCAGGAAAUAGUUAUAAUCCUAUCCCUUUUCCUUUUGACCCAGAUAAACAUUAUUUAAUGUAUGAGCAUGAACGUGUCCCGAUUGCAGUCUGUGAGAAGGAACCCAGUUCCAUUAUUGCUUUUGCUCUCAGUUGUAAGGAGUACAAAAAUGCCUUAGAUGAAUUAUCCAAAGUGUCUCUGCGAAAUACUACUGAGGAGGUGCUACAAGCAAGCAGUACUUUGGACAGCAGACCCAAGAGUAGCAGUCCUGUCAGAUUACCAGAGAUUGCAGGGGGAUCAACAAGUCGACCAGUGGAAGCCGAACCUCAUCCAGCCAAAAAGGCUUCGGGAGUGUUGUCUUUCUUCCGUGGUACAGGAGGGAAAAGCCCUGAUCUGUCUUCCCAAAAGAAGGAGACUUUACGCGGAGCAGAUAGUGCCUACUACCAGGUUGGGCAGAUGGGUAAAGAAGGGGCAGAAAACCAAGGAAUGGAACCUCAAGAUGAAAUAGAUGGAGGAGAAACCCAAAAAAAGCAACUUGCAAAUCCUCAUGUGGAGCUUCAGUUUUCUGAUGCUAAUGCCAAAUUUUACUGCCGACUCUAUUAUGCUGGAGAAUUUCAUAAGAUGCGGGAAGUAAUCUUGGGGAGCAGUGAAGAGGAUUUUAUCCGUUCCCUUUCUCACUCUUUGCCCUGGCAAGCCAGGGGUGGAAAGUCAGGAGCUGCAUUUUAUGUGACUGAAGAUGACAGAUUCAUUUUGAAGCAGAUGCCCCGCCUGGAGGUCCAGUCUUUCCUUGACUUUGCGCCACACUACUUCACUUAUAUUACUAAUGCUGUACAACAGAAGAGACCCACAGCACUGGCCAAAAUUCUUGGGGUUUACCGAAUUGGUUAUAAGAACUCUCAGAAUAAUACUGAGAAGAAGCUAGAUCUCUUGGUCAUGGAAAAUCUCUUCUAUGGAAGAAAGAUGGCACAGGUUUUUGAUUUGAAGGGCUCUCUUAGGAAUCGUAAUGUGAAAACAGACACUGGGAAAGAAAGCUGUGAUGUUGUUCUACUAGAUGAAAAUCUCUUAAAGAUGGUUCGAGAUAACCCUUUAUACAUCCGGUCUCAUUGCAAAGCUGUGCUGAGAGCCUCUAUUCACAGUGACUCCCAUUUUCUAUCUAGUCACCUCAUUAUAGACUAUUCUUUACUGGUGGGACGAGAUGAUACAAGUAAUGAACUGGUAGUUGGAAUUAUUGAUUACAUUAGAACAUUUACAUGGGACAAAAAGCUUGAAAUGGUAGUGAAAUCAUCGGGAAUUUUAGGAGGCCAAGGUAAGAUGCCAACAGUAGUCUCUCCAGAAUUGUAUAGGACUAGAUUUUGUGAAGCAAUGGAUAAGUAUUUCCUAAUGGUGCCUGACCACUGGACAGGACUGGGUCUCAAUUGCUGAGAUGAAAUCCAUGUUUUGAAGCGAACUAGAAAAAAUAGGAACAGAAGAAGAGGACCAAAAAGAAACUCCAGGCUUUUCCUGUCCUUCACAUUCACCACUAUAUGCAAAAGGCCUCUUAUUUCAAUACUUGUAGAGGCCAAAUGUACCUGAAAUGUAAAAUCUGCAUCUUAAUUUGCACUUUUUUUUUUCUGAUGCAAAGUGAAUUAGCUGUACACUAUCAGAAAAAUUGAUUGAUACAACCUCUCUUCCUCAUUUAAAUUGAAGGACAGAGAUAUAUCAAAGGGCUAAAGGUAAAAUGUACAGUUAAAGGCCAGUAAAUAAGAGGAUGGGGCUUAUGAAACAUAAUUAUUGCCUAGCUUAAGAACCGAAUGGUGACCAACAUAUUGUGCUGUCCUUAUCUUUUUAAACAUUUUUGGUGAGUUAUUUUGCAUUUUUGGUAUACAUCCUAAUAUCCAUUAUCCUCAGAAUUUUAAAAUAGGUAAAUAUUUGCCUAGUAGUUGAGUUUUUUUUUUUUUUUUAAUGCAGUAUUCCAUGAAUGGCCAGUCAAAUAGGUCAAUAUAAUGUAUUACCAUAGCAAAAAGAUUUGACAGAAGGUGGUUUCUAUUUUUUCUGUAAAAAUUGUAGCACUUGUAAAAGUAACUUUUCCUUACUGAAGUAUUUAUGAUGGUUUACAGAAUCAGUCCUCAGGCUUUUAUAAGUGCUGCCAUUAUGAGCAUUUUAGCUGAUUUGAUGACUACAACAAUCACCAUAAAACAUUUUGCAGCACUAACUUUUUUUUUAUAAAGAUUUUAUGCAAUUUAAUGUAUUUUAACUAUACUAUACCUCAUUUCUAUGCCCCUCACUAUUUCAUCUUUUCCUUCUAACAUGUUCAAAAAAGUCAAUCAAGUCGAGCAAUGCUAAACAAAUCUCUGAUCACUUAUUAAAUUUUGAAUGGAGUGUUCUUACUUUAGCCUCCCCAAAAGCAACCUGAUUUCAGCAAGUGAAGAAGAACUCCAGUGUUUGUUUUAGGAAGGUUAAUCAAUUUAAAUUUCUUCCAAUGCAAAGCAAUUCAUGUUGAAUCUGUGGGAUUUCAGAAUUUCUAGUGUUUUAAAGUGAAUCUGCAUCCUUCACCUAACCCUAUUUUCUAUCUUCUUCCUGCUAGUACUCUAAGAAGUUGGAUAAAAUAUUACCUCUCAGGUAUAUAUAAUUCCAUUUCAUGGUUCUUUUUUGCUAAUUGUUUAGUGAACUUAAAAGAAUAAAAGCAAGGAAUACUAGAUUUUUUCCUUAGGAAAUAAAUAUUUGGAUAUCUUAAAGAAUACUUUAAAAAUACUUCUUUGAAAUCAGAUUAUUGCCCCUGGAUUUUUUCCUUCAUUAUGAGUGGUUGAGCCAUGAUUAUUUCAAGUAGCUACAUUUCCCUAUAUUUAUUCAGCAUAUGUCUUCAUGUAAAAAAAAAAAUAUUGGAUAUUUUAAAAUUACAUAUAGUUCAGAUAUCUGGAUACCUGAAAUAACAAUUCUUUUGAAAGUUUGUUUUGGAAAAUCAAAGCACUAAUCAAUUAGUAUUUACUAGAACUUGUUUGCUACAAUAGGGAUUUAUGAAUUGCUGUAAUAUGAAGAUAAGCACUUACUUUUUCUUUAAAAAAAAUUGUGUUCCCUUUUGUAGAUGUAAAAAAUAGUGGUUUAAGUUUUGAUAUUUUACUAAAAAUGAAGAAUCUGUACAAAGAUGAGAAGUGUGGGCAUCUUAAAUAUAUAACAAAACAAGUAGUAAAACUGUGCUUUAUUGGUUCUUAUAAAAUGGGUAACAGAAUCCAUCUACUUUUCUGUGACACCAUUAGACAUAGUGUUCUUUAUUUUUUAAAAUGGAUAGAAAGGGUAAGUCCAGAUUAAAAUUCCCCCAGUAAAUUUGGCCCAGUUUCUUGAUUCCUAAAUAUAGCUUGAGACUGAAUUGCUAUUUCAAUGCCUUAGUGAAUUUCAGAUAUUAUAUUGCCAUAUUCUAGAUUGUAGAGAAUGGUAGUGAAGAGAUUUGGAAGAUAGCUUUUAUAGUCUUUUGUCAAAUUAUCAUGUUUAGUCAUUUUCCUCUUCUGUAAGACUCACUUUUUAAUGGGAAGGAAAAACCCAACUAAAUUAAGGCAUUCAUAUAUUCAGUAUUUAUUUAGAAUAUUGAUGUACAUGUUAAUUUCAAUAAUUCAUUUCAACAAACGUUUUUACCUGUUAACAUGCUCAGGAAAGACAGGUUUUGAAUGCAAAAUAAAGCUUUGACUUGCUACUUAUAUUUCUUGUUCAGCUAUAUGAGGAUUAUAUGAUCAGACUAUGUUUUCCUACUUUAGAAUGCUUUAAUUUUUUCCCCCUACAAUCAAAAAUGGUCUUUUUUUUUCAGUAUCAUAUGCAGCAGCUAUAGUACUCUAUGGAUAUGGUUGAUGAUGCCUUUUUUUUUUUUUUUUUUUUGUACUAAACAAAAACAUAUGAAUGCCAUUUUUAAAGCAUCACGGUCUAGUAAAAUUCAAUAGAAGCUUAUACUACCAUGUUUUUAUUUUAUUUUUCAAGCUAAAUCUUGAAACAACAGAAACAGUUGCCUUCAAGCAAUGACCUUUAUUUUUAAAACUAGCUUUGAAGUUGAGAGUAAGAAACAUAAGAUAACUUUAAUUAAGUCACAGAACAAAUUUGCCUCAAUUAAAAUCUAAACCUUUUUCUUUAAAUAAAGCUUAGGGAGUUUUUGUUACUGUUUUUUCCAUCUGUAACCAGUUUUUCAGAUAUAGUAAUAACUGGAAAAUGAAUAUCUAAAAAUGACUGAACUCUUUUCUGUCCUUCCCUGUCAUUGACUUGAAAGUAUUAAUAUUUAAAAGUUAGGGUCCAGGAAGAAAUUUUCAUGUUUUUGUUCUUAGGAUAAAAACUUUAUGAAAAAUGAAUAUAUAGUUGAUGAGUGAAAGUAAACUGUUACUUUACAGUAGUUUUUAAACAACUUUAUCAAAAUGCAUAGUUUUUACUGGCAUCAAAGAUCGAAAAAAAGUUUGCCAAGCAAUAUCUAAGGGUAAAGAUAAUAAAUGGUACCAUCAUUUGAGUGAAUAAGAAAUUUCUUCAGCACUUUUGGACAUUUAAAUACUUUGAACUUAUUAAUCCAAACAAUUACCAUUACAAAAAAGAGUCUAUUAAUUAUGCCCUUGAAACAGAUAUAGAUUUUUUAAAUUACUUUUAAUACUGUGGGUAGCUGAGCUACAUUAAUUUUUGUUGUUUCAGUCAAAAUCUUCCCUUUAGCCAUUUAAAACUGACUUGGUUAAAAUUGAUUAGGAAGGAAAGAUGUCCAUACUGUUUUUAGAGCCUGAUGAAGGAGCCAAAGAGAGAACUGAAAAAAAAAAAAAAUUAUGUGAUCCUGACUGGGGCAACAGAUCUGGUCAUGAGGCCUGUCGGUUGUUGACAGAGCUAACGUGGAUUAGGCAUUAUUGUCGAGUGCAAUGUCUUUUUUUCUUUUAAGAAGGGUGCAUUGUAUUAUAGGAAAAUCAAUUACAAUCAUGGGCAGUGUUUUGCAAAUCACUGCUUUUAUCAUUUUUGUAAGAUGAAUUUUUGACAAAGUUAAUUUUAACUAGGAAAAUUGUGUUGUAUAUCACAAUAACUUUUAAUUAAAGGAGAUCCAGCUAACUGUUGAAAGCACUUGAUGUAUUAUAAUUGUAUAUAUUUCUAUUCUAUCUUGGUUCUAGCUGUUUUAUAUGAUUGACAUGCUAACUAUUUAAGUGAUAUUUCCCAUGACUUUGGAAAAUUGUACUGUAUAUAAAUAAGAGUUACAAUAAAUUAAGAUUUUAUUUCA